UGCAAGAGGAAACUUUCAGAAAGUUCCUAUAUUGAUCGGAUCCACAGUGAACGAGACAACGUCAUACACAUAUAGGAUGUUUGGUGAUAAGGUCAACAGCACACAAGUUGAAGAAUUUCUCAAGACACUAUACAAUGCGACCAUUAUCGAUGAGAUUCCUACGAUCUAUGGUCCCAUAUCCGCCUUUGAUAAUCCAUUUACAUAUCUAAACAUAAUAUAUACGGACGCUUGGGUGCACUGUGGAGCAAGACGUAUCGCUACUAGAUUCUCUAAUUAUGGAUUACCAACUUAUUUAUAUACAUAUAACCAUCUCGUAUCUGCUGCACCAUCAUGGGCUGGUGUAACUCAUGGUGUCGAACUUCCUAUGCUCUUUCCAACGAUUCUUAGCUAUUACUAUCGUAAUUAUACUUUUACUACAUCUGAUCAACAACUCUCUAGCAGUAUGAUGUUAUAUUGGGCCCAUUUCAUCUAUAAUUCGAAUCCUAAUUACAAUGGAAACCCAGCCAAUUGGAAUACUUAUCUUGCCUCGACCGAUAGUGAUUUUGUUGUGCAAAUUAAGCCACACAUGAGAAAUCAUUAUUAUUAUCCUACUUGUUCACGAUUGUGGGAUCGAUACGCUAUCACAAAUGAUACUACCACAUCGUCUGCAAUGAGAUACGACUGUUACUAUCACUGUUUGUUCUUGUUCAUAGUUCUUUUUGUGUUACGAUUCACAUGUAAAUUUUUCUGAAUAAACAUAAAUCAAAAUGAAAUGCUUAAAAAACCUGGUGAAAGUCAUUUGAGUCAAGAAGUGAUCUUAAGGGUAGGGGCAAGGGUGUGAUGGAUAUGGGUGAUGAAAAGAGUAUCACACUCAUACCCAUAUCACACACCCACACCCACACCCUACAAUUUUACAAUAUUAAAGUAAAAUAUUUGAUUUAUGUUUAACAGUUAUUUAAUCAUUGAUUUGACUGUCUAUCUUUUAGGGGGCAAGUAAAAUAUACAUUCAUAGCGAGAGAGAGAGAAUGAGAAAGAGCAUGUUAUAUUUUGUUUUGUCUAAUGCUUUAGUUGUCUAACAGUCUUCUAACAUCUAGUUUUGAGCAUGUAAUCUUAAUGUUGUAUUGUUCAUGUCAAAUUCAUUGUAUUAAUACUAGAAAAACACCCUUAUUUUAUUUUGAAUAUAUAUUUAAUUUUUGUUUUUUCUUCCUAUUAGACUUCACUUGGACAACCACAAAUGAUGGUAGUCUCUGAUCUUGAAGAGAUAUUUGUACCUUUACUUGAAGGUUUUCUUUGUUCACCACAAGAUUCACGUGGAGUGAUUAAUAGUUUACUUGAUCAAAUUCCACAAACAUUUGCAAAUUCACAAGAAACAGAAACAAUUUUAGCACCAGUCAUCCAAUCUGGCAUUCAAGCAUUAAAAGGAGCCAACUGUUCUGGUAAAAUCUAUGUAUUUUCUACAACAAUGCCAAUCGAUAUGGCUCCAGGAAAAUUAUCAAAUCGAGAAGAUAAGAAAGCACUUGGUACUGAAAAAGAAAAGACACUUCUAUCACCCGUUAAUAAUAUUUAUACUAAACUUGGUGAAGAAUGUGCUCAGAAUGGUUGCGCUGUCGAUCUAUUUGUUUUUCCGAAUAAUUAUUAUGAUCUUGCAACGAUUGGUGAAGUUUGUCGUAUAUCUGGUGGAGAAAUUUAUAAAUUUAAUUACUUUUCAAUUGAGAAUGAUGGUGAACGUUUAUUAGAUGAACUUAAACGUAAUUUUCAACGAACUACUGCUUUUGAUGCAUUAAUGCGUGUACGAACAAGUACAGGAAUUGGCCCAAUUGAUUUUCUUGGUAAUUUUUAUAUGACAAAUGCAACUGAAAUGAUAUUUGGUACAAUUGAUUCUGAUAAAUCAGUAUCUGUUGAAUUAAAACAUGAGGAUAAAUUAUCUGCUGAUGGUAAUACCUAUACUCAAGUUGCUUUGCUUUAUACAAGUAUAUCUGGUCAACGUCGUUUAAGAAUAAUAACAUUAGCAUUAACAGUUACAUCAUCAUAUACGACACUUUAUCCAGCUUGUGAUCUUGAUACAAUUAUGAAUUAUAUAACAAAAGUUGCUAUGCGUUCAGUAUUAAUGUCAACUCCAAAAAGUAUACGAGAUAGUAUAAUAACACAAGCUGCAAAUAUGCUUGCAUGUUAUCGAAAACAUUGUGCACAGGCAACAACAGCUGGACAAUUAAUUUUACCUGAAACAUUAAAAUUAUUACCUGUUUAUGUAGCUUCAUUACUUGAAUCAGAUGCAUUAACUGGAACUCUGACAUUAACUACUGAUGAUCGAAGUUGGUUAAUUCAUCGAUUAAUGUCAAUGAAUAUUAAAGGAACAUCUACAUAUAUAUAUCCAAGAAUUUAUCCAUUGCAUACUUUGGAAGAAAACUCUAUUCCACCAUCAAUGAUUCGCUGUUUAUAUGAACGUUUUGCUGAUACAGGCGCUUAUGUUAUUGAGAAUGGUCUUGUUAUGUAUAUUUGGCUUGGUAGUCAACUUGAUUCUACAUUUGUGCAAUGUGUCUUUGGUCUUCCAUCAGCAUCUCAUAUUCAACCAGAAAAAUGUCGCGCUGUUGAACUUGAUAAUCCUUUAUCAAAAAAUGUUCGAACAUUAUUAAAUAUGAUUCGUGAUGAACGAAAUUCUUAUAUGAAAGUAUGUUAA
Adineta steineri is the source of this 2656-nucleotide messenger RNA. NCBI's taxonomy places the organism in Eukaryota, Metazoa, Rotifera, Eurotatoria, Adinetida, Adinetidae. The record is from the annotation of a GenBank genome assembly.